Messenger RNA from Aureobasidium melanogenum CBS 110374, 1107 nucleotides. RefSeq lists its product as uncharacterized. The transcript has a single exon. The coding region runs from base 1 to 1107 and encodes 368 amino acids. Lineage: Eukaryota; Fungi; Ascomycota; Dothideomycetes; Dothideales; Saccotheciaceae. The record is from RefSeq and is a predicted model, not a curated record.
AUGUGUCUAAUCAAGGAAGAAACGACCACCUACGCCGAUGGCUACUCAGAGAUGAAGAAGACUGUUUUUGCCUGCAGCCACUCUGUCGACGGCCGCACGUGCGAUAAUACCGAGACAGAAAAGAGCACAAGACACGUGCCUGGAAACUCUUCACAACUGGUGCUUCGUCGUCCCUCGUCCUCGAGACGUGAUCAGGUUGUGCUGCACCAAGACUCAACUCGCCAUCGGCCAGAGCCUCGACAAGAGCGUCGUUACGCUAAUGAAAUCGGCGUAAGGAUUCGCAAUUGGCGCCCUCAGUUCAGUAUCCACAGGUUGGAUGAUAGAGGAUUUAGACAUCGCAGGAGACGUAGCGAUGGCGAGAGCAGGACUUCAGGAGAAUUGAUGCCCGAGGCCCCUAUGCCGCCGCCGCCUCCGGUCGUACAUCAGUCGGACAGAAGAUCACCGCCUCCCUCUGCACUGCCGGCAAUCAUAACACCACCCAACAGGCCCACGCCUCCCUCAGGCUCAGGAGCAGCUGUUGUGGCGUACACCACCAGAGAUACCAUUCCAUCGUCUUCAGGCACACCGAGCAGGACGUCGUCAACCAGAAGCAAGCAAGCUCAUCAGGCAGCACAGGACUUGCUAUCCUUGACUGUUCCUGCCAGUGGUCCAUCUGUAACAAGCAGCAAACAUACUCGCCCCACACCUGGUCUGAGUCGCUUGCGCGUCGAGUCCCGCCCAAUGUUCCACGAUUCGACCUACGGUGGAUCGAGCAACAUAUCUCCCAUUGACGCACCGAAGAUAGAUACCUUUUCCGAGACUCACAGCAACCCUACAUCAGAACGUACCGCGAGCGAGAGAUAUAAUUACACCAACCAAACCGUAGUGAUCGGAAGAGAAGACCACGUUACUGAUGAUGAAGAUAAAAAGUCAAAUUCGUCAGAGGAUCAUAAGAGUUAUCGUUUAGUCAGGCGUGUCAGGAUUAAUGAUGAUCCGGAAAUGACGCAGCGCAAGAUGCAAGAAGACAUCAGGGCAGCGGAGGAAUACCAGAGUCAGACGAGCGAACAAGUCGAAGGAUCAGUCAAAUCCGGGUCAGGGUCGAGGCGAAGGCGACACCAUGGGCGUUAA